AUGAUUCAGGACAUUGAGGAGGCAGCCCUGCUCUCUGAGUAUGUCAAUCUGCUUGCCACUGAGGUGGAACCUGAGACAGCAGACCAGAAAAUGCGGGAUUUUGAGGCGCAGGUUGACCUGGCUGAGGGGAAGCAGUGGGAACUCUCCCCUGAGAAGGCAGCGGAGGAAGAUUUUGAGGUGGUUAUCAUCUCAGAUGAGAAGGAGGAGAAGGAGAAGAAGAAUGAGAAGUGA
Blastomyces gilchristii SLH14081 is the source of this 231-nucleotide messenger RNA. RefSeq lists its product as uncharacterized. The record is from RefSeq and is a predicted model, not a curated record. The coding region runs from base 1 to 231 and encodes 76 amino acids. NCBI's taxonomy places the organism in Eukaryota, Fungi, Ascomycota, Eurotiomycetes, Onygenales, Ajellomycetaceae. The transcript has a single exon.